Molecule: messenger RNA, 1521 nt
Organism: Penicillium pulvis
Lineage: Eukaryota; Fungi; Ascomycota; Eurotiomycetes; Eurotiales; Aspergillaceae
Exons: 2
Coding region: 1-1521 (506 amino acids)
Biological process (GO): carbohydrate transport; transmembrane transport
Cellular component (GO): membrane
Molecular function (GO): carbohydrate:proton symporter activity
Source: RefSeq, a predicted model, not a curated record
AUGGCCCAACCCCAAGAAACUGACGAGCUCCAUCAGGGGCGUGAAGCCAGAGCCCCAGUAGUAGAUGAUGCUAUGAUCGCUACCGGCAUGAAUCCACGUGUGAUAUUCAUACUCGUGUUCCUCGGAUUUGGCUCGACCAGCAUGGGAUAUGCUAGUUCAAUCAUCGCGACAACACUCUCUCAGCCGUCGUGGUACCAGAGCCUGCAUCUAUACACCGCAUCAAGUUCUACGGCGCUUAUCGGCGCUACCAACGCCCUAUUUUAUACCGGAGGCGCCUUUGGGUCACUCUUCAGCGGUUUCAUUGUGCACAAAUAUGGGCGGAAGAAAUGCGCCGCUCUCGCAGCACUUAUUAUUCUUAUUGCUAGUGCUCUUGUGACAGCUUCCCAACACAUCGGCAUGUUCAUCACAUUCAGGUUCUUUCAAGGUUGGGGUUCAUUCCAAAUGCUAUCAACCAUUCCCUUGUGGAUGGCCGAACUGGUUCCGCCCAAGAGAAGGGGUCUGCUAGUGCAGGUUCACCCUGCCAUGAUCAAUUUUGGUUGUACAGCCGCCACUUACACUGGUAUUGGAUUUUAUUACUACAGUGGUGGCGGCGAUAACCGGUGGCGCGGUCCGAUAGGACUUGCCGGAUUAUUCCCUUUCUUGUUCUUGAUCGGACUUUAUUGGAUUCCGGAAUCGCCUCGAUUCCUUAUAUCCAACGGUCGAUCAGAUGAAGCAUGGGAUAUUCUUCGUCGACUUCAUUCAAACCCUAGGGACCCUGAACAUCUUUUUGCAAAGAAAGAGUUGUAUCAGAUCCAUCAACAACUGCAAUUGGACGAUGCACAGUCGGUGGAUUUUAAAUCCGACUACGGUGGUCUCAUUUAUAAAAGCCUUGGAUUCGACAGCGCCGCUGUUCUCCAAAUUCAAGGCGGCUACCAAUUGUGCGGAUGGGUCAUGAAUACCGCCUGCAUGUUCUUUAUAGACAGAUUUCCAAGAAAUAAGUUGAUGUCGUUCGGCUACUUUACCUGUGGGGUCACUGUCGUUAUAGAAGCCGUCCUGCAGAAAUACUAUCUAGGAACGACCAACCAUGCAGGACUAGGCGCGAGCGCCGCAAUGCUCUUUCUGAACGUCAUUUUCUUUGGCCUCUUUGUCGAGGGCGCAGGGUUUUGUUAUGUCGCUGAGAUAUGGCCGACGUACGCUCGUGGAGAGGGAUACGCUCUUGGAAUGUGCACUCUUUGUGUGACGAGCAUCAUUUGGCUACAGUCGUCGCCCACAGCGUUCGACACAAUUGGUUGGAAGUUUUAUAUCAUAUUCAUUGUUUUUGAUGCUCUUGCCAUGGUUGUUGUCUGGUUCUAUCCCGAUACACAAGGGAAGCCUCUCGAAGAAGUGGGCGCAUUGUUUGGGGAUAAAGACACGGUCGCUGUCUUCCAAUCAGAUCUCGAUAACGGCAAGGCCUUACAGUUUCCGGACAUGGGGAACAGUAGCGAGGCGAUGAAAGUUGAUUCGGAUCACAUCGAAAAUGCGAGGAAAGCAGAAUUAGUUUAG